This is a messenger RNA of Branchiostoma belcheri (Belcher's lancelet), 3521 nucleotides long. RefSeq lists its product as uncharacterized. Bases 367 to 2784 code for a protein of 805 amino acids. Gene Ontology annotation, molecular function: protein binding; netrin receptor activity. Gene Ontology annotation, cellular component: membrane. The transcript is spliced from 8 exons. NCBI's taxonomy places the organism in Eukaryota, Metazoa, Chordata, Leptocardii, Amphioxiformes, Branchiostomatidae. The record is from RefSeq and is a predicted model, not a curated record. Gene Ontology annotation, biological process: netrin-activated signaling pathway.
GGUGGGUAUUUCCCGCUGACGGAGUUUCCAUAUGACGUCAUGUGGCCAAGGUCCAAGACACCUCCCACACACUGAUAGUCUUCCUGCACAUGAUUGGUCAGAAGUCGUGUGAUCAGACUACAGGUAUCAGUAAUUUUUAGGCCAGGGACGACAUCAAGGCAGCGGGCGGAAGUUUCUUCUGUCCGCGGUCAAGAGUUGAGACACCGUCAACUGCUCGGUACAAGUGGAAGAAAAGUCUCUUUCCAAUCUCAGAUCAUCUCAGGUAGAAAGCAAGUGCUGUCCUGGCGUGAUACAGCACGCAAAACUUCACGGCCGGUGAGCCCAACAUUAUAAAGUACCAGGGUGGUCCCAUAACGCAGAAGGGCAAUGGUGAAACUACAAGAACUCCUUCUACAGCUGGCAGUUCUUAUCCUUGUUCCAAUACAUCACGUUUCCUCGCGAGCAACGUGCAAGUCGCCCAAGAGAUACCUGGACCAGCACCGCCAAUGCGUCAGGUGUCCAGCGGAACCGGAUUGUCCGGAGGGCUUAUUCAAGAGUAGGACAUGUGGGUAUGGUUUGCAGACGGAGUGUCUCCUGUGUCUAAACUGUACCCGCGUGUACAGAACGGAGUGGAAGCCGUGUACAGCUACCUCCCAGACAGCAUGUGGGGACUGCCUGUCAGGCUUCGUCGCAUUUAUGGGGAUGUGCGUCCGUGAAACAGCAUGGGAAAGUACAUCUUUUAGCCACAUGUGGACACGCGAGUCGUCCGUGGAAGAGGUAGUGACAACAGGUGCCAUGACAACAAGUACCUUCCGAACCACCGUCCUCCCAGAAGUGGCCCUGGCGGACGCCGCGACGCUGCACCUGCCGAUCUUCAUCGGUGUCCCAACCGCUGUUCUGUUCUUCUUUGUGGUGGGAUUUGCGAGUUUUCGCCUGCGGAAAGCGAGGAGCGCGAACAGAGCUACUGUGACGGAUUGUGAACGUUCACUUCGGGCCGACGACGCUCCUGGCUGUGGCAACAAUGAAAGGGCGUCCCCUACAGAUGGGCUUUCAACGGACUUCAUCCCCACUCUUAACGGGAAGCAGCUAAGUACAGACUCAGGCUGCGAUGUGUCGUGGUCUCAUCAGAAAAGCGGCUCAUUGGAUAGUGGCAACCCGCCAAGUCCCACAGAAAUUGUUCAGUCGCCGCUCCAUUUUGGUUAUACAGUAGAAGGGAGUAAUAACGUAUCUGAUAUCUCUGAAUUGCUUAGCAGGUCUAGCAAGAGCAAACUUUGGGUAGACAUUGCACAAGCUAGGCUUGGUGAGGAUGGUGGUUGUCUUCGGCUUCCUGCGUUGGGUGCUUACCUUUGCAUUGACAGCGUUGAAAGAGACACUGGCAUAGGGCUAGCUGUUCUCAACAGUCCCAGGUACCUGCCCCCGCUUGCAAAGGGCGAAUCGCUUGUCAGUCCCGUGAUUUCCUGCAGUCCACACGCCUCCUUCCGCAACCCAGCUUUGCUGAGCUUUCCACACUGUGGGGACGUGACGUCAAGUGACGUCACACUUGUUGUAAGUGAGACGUCUCUUGACGAAGCUCCAAAGUGGAGAGAAGUUAGUAUGGACGGAAGCUGCGGGGUUAGCUACAUGAUGAAAGGCGGUGAUCGCGAGUGCCUUGUGUAUACUUCCCAUUUCACCCUCUUUGGGUUGAAAGCAAAAGCCAAGCAAGUCAAGAUCAUGAUUUUUUCAAGGCUGGUGACAGACAGGUUUUUCGAAAUCCACGUGUUUUGUGUUAACGACACUCCCGAGUCGCUGAGUCUUGUUGAAAAACAGGAACGCGAAAAUGGCUUCCAUCCGACAUGUCCACAGAAAGAAAUGACUUUUCUGAGUAAUGAGAAAGAUGUCAAGGUUAAAAUGAGUUUAAAUUCAGCGGGCUGGGAGAUGCUAACACAGCACAAACAGGUGAUCGGUUACACGUCUGUUCAGCAGAACAGCAAUCCUCAAGGACAACACGUGACCUUUCACCUGCGUGCUGUCUCCGAGAACACCUGCGCCUCUGUCCACGUCGCCGCUUCGCAGAAAUCCAAUUCCUCCUCCGCUGAGUUCGAUUUCUCACUGAGUUUGGUGUCUAGUACUAGUGAGCAGGAUCACAGCUUUGACCGAACUCGGGGGGAAUUAUCCCCUUCGGUGAUGGACAGGUUCCUCUCAGUAGACCAGCCUCCCUCCCCUGCCACGUUCCUGUACUAUCUGACGGGGGGUAACUCGAAAUUCCAACCAAACGCUAUUCCACAGGACCUACAAGAAAAGCUCAUGCGUCUUGAUGUAAAAGUUGACACCGGCCACGACUUUAGGCAGUUUUCCCAGGAACUCGGAUUCGACUGUUCGGAGACGACUUUGUUAGAUCAAAGGUUUGACAGCCCUACGCACUGCCUCCUGAUGUACAUGGAACUGCGUGGACUGAAAAGACAACAAACGAGUAGCCAAAUCUUGGAAGAGCUUGCUCAGAUCCUUACCACUAUCGAGCGUUCUGAUUUAGCUUUACUUGUUGAGAGUAAGUUGAAAGAGCGACCCCAGUCGAUAGUAUCCAAUAGUACAGAUGACAGUGGGUUAGGGCCGCCCAGUCCCUCUACUGGUAGUCAGCUGUCUAUAGCUACCUCGAGCUCCGCAUCCGACAUAGCCUCUAGUACAUUCAGCAAAUCACAUCUUUUUGAUGAAGAAUCAGAAGCUAGCAGGUUGCUUGAAGGCAAUCACCAGAAUCUACCAAACACUGUAGUCUACCCAACCAAACAUCCCAAACAGGAUGAUAAGAAUAAGGUAGAGACAGAGGUGUGAUUAAAAACUGGUCAAAUGGAUGGUCGAAACAGCUUUUGUUAAGGAAUGUGUUUAAUUUUCAAGGAGACAAUCUAAAUGUACAUAUCUGUAAAGUUGUGGAAUAUUGUAUGUCCGAUGCCUUGAAGAGUGAUAUUCAAUUCCCUACGCAAGAAAAUAAAUGUGGUGACGAAGCUGAUGAUAUUUCUGUACGAAAUUUAACAUUACGGUACCAGUUUAUGUGUGAAAUUCUUAUAUUUUUUUAUCAGAAAUAAAAAUGUUACUGAAGAGAUUUUUUAUACAUAAUAAUCAUGAUAAUUAAGAUCUGGCGGUGGUGGAAUUUUGUAAAAAAAACUUGAAACUUCUUUAUUGUUGUCCAGUUAUGUGAUAUCAUCGUGUCGACAACUAAGCAUCAAACUUAGGCUAAUAAUUUUUGUGUACUUAUUUAGUGUUGAAAUAUAUGUAACAAGAUAUAACAUUGUACUUUAAUAAGCACGGUCUGAAAUUAAGUACAUUUGGUGAAAGCCACGUAAACUUUAAGGUGGAUGUUAUGCAUGUAUACAGUAUGUUAUGCGUUCUAGAUACUUUAAAGUUGGCUCUUUUAUGUUUUUUUUAUUGAGCCUGAAAUUUAUAAGAUAUUUAGUAUUGAGAUAUUAUAGCAUUUCAUAUUAUCCUAAUAUCUUACACAUGUUAUCAAGAGAUGUUUGAAUGCACAUAUAUACAUAUAGCAAUAGCACGGAAAUAAAAGUUUAUUGCAUUUG